Molecule: messenger RNA, 150 nt
Organism: Bipolaris victoriae FI3
Lineage: Eukaryota; Fungi; Ascomycota; Dothideomycetes; Pleosporales; Pleosporaceae
Exons: 1
Coding region: 1-150 (49 amino acids)
Source: RefSeq, a predicted model, not a curated record
AUGCCCGGAGUACCAGGCGUGGCAGACAGCAGACGCAGUGCGGACGUUGAUCCGCGCCGCCCCACUUCAUCCCUCGAAAGAAACCAUCUGUCCCCAAGAACCUGCCAUCUUCCAUCAACCACCAUCUAUACGCUUUGGCUGGCCUUCUAG